Molecule: messenger RNA, 2265 nt
Organism: Stylonychia lemnae
Lineage: Eukaryota; Ciliophora; Spirotrichea; Sporadotrichida; Oxytrichidae
Source: the annotation of a GenBank genome assembly
AUGCAAGACGAUAAAAAUUUGGACAAGGAGCCUUUUAACGAUGAGGCAUAAUUUUCCAUCUAAGAUGAUGCGAUGAAUCAGAUGAAAGAUGGUUGUAAACGAGAUAUCUGUGUAAAUGCUUUCUGCAAAAACAAUCCUAAUUUUAAGGCUCCAGCCUCAUCGGCUGAGCUAUUGAAGAAUGCUUUGGAUUUAGGCAAGUAAUUGCUUGAAACAAAAAAACAUCAAUACUGGAAUGUGGUUUGUGAUCCUGACUAUAUGCAAGAAAUAGCAUAAUCAAUCUAGAGUCAUAAUGUAGAAUCAAUCAGAGAUUACUCGUUUUUGGUUGAGUUUAUCAAUUCACCCUAUGCUUUCUCAAUAUCAUUUCUAAAAGACAAAUCAAUUAUUGGACUUGAUGAUCCAUUUGGACAAAAUAAGUAUAAGCUAAACCUUGAUGAGGAUUUAUUAGAUAGAUUUUUCGAUGUUUUAAGGGAUAUUGAGUAAAAGGAAAGCUAGUAGGAAUUUUAGGACGGUGUAACAUCCUUAACAGCAAUGUAUGAGGAGAGCAUUCUUAAGUUCAAGGAGCAGUUGCAAAUUUAUAUAUCUGAAGAAGAUGAUUAUUAGUCAAGAUAUCAAAUAGUUUUUCCUUUUAUUCUUAGAGGCUUACUAAUUCAUCUACUCUAUGAUACUUUCGAUGAUUAAAGAGAAGAAUUUCCUGAAAUGAUCCAGUAUUUAGAAGUUUUAAUAAACAGUAAAAAAGAUAUCGCAAACUAUUUGGAAAGAUAUUUGACUUAGUUAUCACAUAAAAAUUUCAAGUUACUGGUAAGAAAAAUCUAGCACUUCAUAUCCGCUAUUUUUGAUCCAGAAGAUCAGCAAAAUGAUCAUUUAUGGGAAGCAAUCCAAGUCUUGGAUAUAUUCUACAAAGCAAAUCAAAAAAGGGAUGAAGAUGAGAAAUUGAGUUUCAAAGAAUUCUACAAUGAGACUGUGAAUUAUAAUGUGAAUCUAAAUUCAGAGUAUGAUGAUUGGCUUCAGUAAAAGAGCCAAAUGCUAGAUCCAGAUGAGAGUUAUGUCAACAUUAGUAACUUCAUCAAUUUUUCUUGGAUUCUUGACACCUAAGCCAAGAGUGAUAUACUAUUCUUCGAUAGCAAAUACAAGAUGGAUAAUGAGAUAGAUAGAGAGCUGAUUAAUAACGUGGUCAUCAAUCUAUUCUAAAACUAGUUAGAUCAAAACUUCGCAUAUCUUUAUCUAGAAAUAAACAGAGAAUCAAUCAUAGAAGAUACUCUGAAUUCUCUCAUUAGAGAGGAUAUUAAUUUUAAGAAACCCCUAAGAGUGAAAUUUAUUGGGGAGCCUGGAGUUGAUGAAGGGGGUGUUUAGAAGGAAUUUUUCUAGUUACUCAUAAGAAAGCUAUUUGAUUCCUAAUACACAAUGUUCUAAUACUAUGAAGAGUCAAGACUAUUCUGGUUCAAUGGAAAUACCUUUGAAAGCAAUGUUAAAUUUGAAUUAGUUGGUAUUUUAAUGGGACUAGCCAUCUAUAACUCCAAUAUUCUUGAUUUGCACCUUCCAAUUGCUUGCUAUAAAAAGCUACUUAACAUAUAGCCAGAUCUAGCAGAUUUGAUGGAACUACAGCCAUCUGUUGGACAAAGCUUUCAAUACAUUCUCAAGUCAGAUGAUCCAGAUCUUGAAUCAAAACUCUAUCAGAAUUUCACAGUCGAGUUAGAUAGUUUUGGUGCUAGUUAAGUUCACGAACUAUUGCCAGACGGUGCUGAAUUCUAUGUAAACUAAGAAAACAAAAACGAAUAUGUCAUGCUAUUCAAUGACUUUUUCUUCAACACUCAGUGUGAAGAAUAAUUCAAGGCUUUUAAAAGAGGUUUUUACAAGGUAGUUACUGCCGAGAUAAUAGAGCUAUUUGGACCAGAGGAAUUAGAACUUUUAGUCUGUGGCUCUAGAACGCUAAACUUUGAAGAUCUCUAAAGUUCAGCCUAAUAUGUAGAUGGCUACUCAGAAGAUUCAGAGGUUCCAAAGUGGUUUUGGGAAGUAGUUCAUAAUGAUCUCACUGACUUUCAAAGGAAGCAGCUUCUGUAAUUCAUAACAGGAUGCGAUAGAGCUCCGGUAAGCGGGUUAAAAUCUCUUCCAAUUUAUAUUGGUAGACAAGGACCAGACACAGAUAGACUUCCUACAGCCCACACAUGCUUCAAUCAUAUUCUAAUUCCAGAGUAUUCCUUGAAGGAUAGAUUAAGGAUAAAGCUAAUUAAUGCGAUACAAAAUGCUGAAGGUUUCGGACUCUAUUGA